Angiostrongylus costaricensis is the source of this 270-nucleotide messenger RNA. Lineage: Eukaryota; Metazoa; Nematoda; Chromadorea; Rhabditida; Metastrongylidae. The record is from the annotation of a GenBank genome assembly.
AUGAAAGCCGAGGGUUCGAAAGUCACCAGGAGACGUUUGUCUCCAGAAAGACUCGAGCUGAUACGCCAGCGUGGAAUCGCACGAGCUGCAGGCAACCGAGAACUAACGUCCGAACUUGCAAAACAAUGCAGACAGGCGAUAAAAGAAGAUUUUAAAGAGAGAAGAGCAGCAGUAAUGGUCGAAAUUAAACAGGCUGGGAAAAACAUUCGUAAAGCCCACCGAAGCUUCGCCAAUUACUGGGCUGCUCUUGCACACGACAGGAAAAAAUAG